Molecule: messenger RNA, 1086 nt
Organism: Cyanidioschyzon merolae strain 10D
Lineage: Eukaryota; Rhodophyta; Bangiophyceae; Cyanidiales; Cyanidiaceae
Exons: 1
Coding region: 1-1086 (361 amino acids)
Biological process (GO): regulation of peptide transport
Cellular component (GO): membrane
Source: RefSeq, a predicted model, not a curated record
AUGGCUUAUACCCAUCUGUAUGGGAUUCUGUUACUUAUUGCCGUUGCCGUUCUUUGGGUGGCGUCGAGUGAGCUUAUCCAAAUAGUAUUUCGGGAAGACUCAUUUUCAAAGCCCGUUCUUUACAGCUACCUCUCGCAGUCGCUGUUCGUUCUGCUUUUUUUGGUUCCUCCUUGUAAAUUUGGAGCUGGGCAGCUUCAAAACGCAACGGAGACGGUUGUGGAGAGAGAUUUUGUGUUCAGAAAAUCUGUCGAGCCGGGAACGCGUGAUUUUGAGACAGCUUCUCAGAACCUGGGGAACCAGCUGUCCCUUCAACAGGGGCUUGCUGAACGGCUUCGAAGCUGUAUUGGAGAAACGCUCCAAAGCAGCUGGAAAAUUGCUCCAUUCUGGUUUAUGUCCAACUGUCUUUACAACCUUAGCUUGACCUACACUUCAGUUGCGUCAUCGUCCAUCAUUUCGUCGCUCUCGUGCGUGUUCGUGCUCAUCUUCGGCUCGCUCCUCAAAGUUGAGCGUUUCGGCAGGCUCCACAUCCUUGCUGUCGUGCUGAAUGUUGGAGGCCUGUGCUUGGUAUCUGCGUCCGAUGCGUCUUCUGCAGGCACGCGAACAGCGCUGGGCGAUGCCUUAGCGUUCUUGGGCGCCAUACUUUACGCAUUUCAAACUGUUCUUAUUAAGAGACAGUUUGCACUGCAGCAUGAGCUGAAAGUGAGUCGUUUUUUAGGGUCACUCGGGGGAAUAUGUCUCGCAUUCGGAUGGCCGAUCGUUCUUAUCUGCCAUUUCUGCAGAGUAGAAAGCAUCGAUUUUCCCCCUCGGAGGACGUUAUGGUUAAUGCUUACCAACGCUCUGGUAGGUGGCGUUCUGAGCAAUUACCUGUGGGCGCUUGCCAUUUGCUACGCUUCUGCUCUGGCGGCGUCCUUAGCCUUGUCGCUGACAAUUCCUUUCUCGGUCCUGGCCGAUGCAAUCUUAAGACGCACAAAAUAUGGCUCAAUGUAUUUGCUCGGGGCGUCUCUCGUACUCGUUGGAUUCCUCAUGGCUAAUUUGCGCAAACGAGACUCUCAAGAUCGACAAGACGGGAUCACUUCAAUGGAGUAA